This is a messenger RNA of Macrobrachium nipponense, 8079 nucleotides long. RefSeq names its product anoctamin-8-like. The record is from RefSeq and is a predicted model, not a curated record. Lineage: Eukaryota; Metazoa; Arthropoda; Malacostraca; Decapoda; Palaemonidae. The transcript has 19 exons. The coding region runs from base 1752 to 5288 and encodes 1178 amino acids.
UGUAGCGUGUGAGGUGGCGGGGAAGCGUGCUUCGUUCUCCCAGGGCUUCUUCCAACGAGAGGUUCUCCACCACCAAUUCCCCCACACCCUCUUCCUUUCUCUCAUCCUCUCGGACCGUCGUGUCACGAGCCGAAAGACCUUCUAAAGGAUUCGACCCUUGUCAAGCACAUCCCAACUCCUCUCCCAACACCGUUCCUUUCCGUGCGACGCCAGAUGAUGGAAAGUCCUUAAAAAAAAAAAAAAGGUUCGUAAGGACUUCGCUGCGAGAGUCGCCCCUCCGGAUUCAUACUUAUUUCCUUCUGUGAAAAGUGACGUCUUCGCUCAAAAAUGUUCGCUUCGGGAGAGGUUUCUGCACUGACAGAAGUUCAAGAAAAGGGAAAAAGUUACGAAACAGUGCAUCAAUGAUAUACACUGCAAAAUGUAAAUAAACAACAGCAAUCUGACUGGAAAGACUCCAUGCAGUGGCCUGAAGGAAUGCUGUCUGCAGUAAAAACCCACGAGACUUUGUCUAUUGAAGUGAGGGCUCUUUCUUGUGAAGUGAGGGGAAACUAUUAAGUUUGACAGACAUGACAUCCUUCCCCUCGUGAAGUUACAAAACGUGAAGGAUACGAGGUGAAAUGUUCACUGGAAGGAGUUGGCGAGUGAUAUGAAGAGACGUAUUCCGCAUUCUUCAAAGUGUCUAUGACGAAUAACAUCUCAGCGGCAAAAGUAAUUUCAUUAAACAAGUGUUGAACGUGAUAUGAAAAGACCAGGUGAUGCUUUCUAUGACAGUGAAUGAGAAUCUUACAGUCGUUGGGAUGAUGGUGCUCCUUGCAUAGAAGAUCUAAGGGGCGGCGUAUUUACUUUUAUUACAUGCACCGGGAAACUGUCAUUUCGCGAGUAUUAAAGAAGAGCUGCACACUUUACGAGCAUGCAGUGAAUAAGCAUAGAAAGGAGAAGGCAAAAUAGCAUAAUCUCACUGUGAUAAUGUAAAGUAAAAUAAUAACCAAAGUUCCCCCUUUGAUGGUCAAAGAAAACCACAAUAUUUCCCCUUUGUUACAUCGCUUCAACGAAUACAUAAUAACCCAUUGUGAUAAGAGAAUGAAUGCCCUUUCUUAUUCUUUUCAAACGAGGAGGUCGUACAGCUCCACAAAAAGGCCUUAGACAUCAUCAUAACCGGUAACAGACAAGACGUGUGAAAGCAUGAUCCAUAACUGACAAGGUCACUGACACGAAGCAGGACCCCCAGAAAGGUAUGUGAGAAGUGAGACAUGAGUGCAUGGCCUCAAAACCUCAUAAUUAUUGAUUGAGUGAGGAAUAAUCUUAGGGUCAAUGCAAAUGAUUUUCUUCAACAAAGUCAGUGAGAACAUAAAUGCCGGAUACCACCUGUCUUGGAAAUUAGCAGAAAUCUAAGAAUAUAACCAGUGUGUGUGUGUGUGUGUAUCGUAUUGGUGUGAAUAAAAGUAACUAAGAAUAAAAGUAGUGGAUAAUAAUGUCAGUAACGUUGGAAAAAAACGCAUAAAACAAAAGUGUCGAGAUAACCUUUUAGGGAUUUGAACUCUUCAAAAAUUAAUUUCUAAAUUUUGUGCAAGUGCCACUGUAGGACCACAUGGUCAUAUACCUUGGUGUUUAGGUCCCUCUCGAGUGAAGGAGCCACUUGGCUCAAAUCCCCAAAGAAAGGAACGAAGUGAGAAAGACUUUGAGUUUUCCGUGAUAGUAUCAUUCGGGAGAUCCGUCUCCAUCCCGGACUUCUUCUUGUUCUUCCUCUCGAAAUGGAAGAGUGUGGCAGCGGCAACGGGGGAGGCAGCGGAGGCGGAGGCGGUGGUGGUGGCACUGAGGGUUCGCGUGCCACCCGGGACGACGACAGCGAGGGUAGUGCCACGGGCGGCACCGGCCAUGCCGAGGCGGAGUCAGUCCGCCGCCGGCGUAGGGUAGUCUCUAGGGCCAGAUUGACGCUCUCCGCAGAAACACCUCAACACCAUCACCAACUCCUCCACCACCACCACCUACACGAAAUGAUCUCAAGGUCGCCACAGCAUUUGUGUGCGAAAGUCUCCAAAACGCUCCACUUAGAUGGGCCCAUUUCCAAAGCCAGUCGACUGCUCCGCAGGAAGAUACCUCAGAGCGGGCACCUCAUGUUACCGAAGAGGAUGUGGAUGCAGACCGUCCCUACCCAGGACUGCGAGGUGGUGGUGGUGAUGGCACCAGGCACAAGAGAAACAACACUCCACUGGCUGUUGGCGAGAUUAAAAGCCAGGUUGCCGGAACUGACAGUCUGUGUUAAGAAUCACGCUGCCACGAACUCCUACGCUCUCUACCUCUCUGCCACUUACGACGGUUUAAUCAAAGGAGGAGAGGAGAUGCGACUGGUCAAACGAAUGAAGGCGGAGUACGGCGGGGGCCUUCGGGAACUCUCCCAACACGAGCUCGCUAUAUUCCAGGGUGUUGAGGACGGCGGGACCUUCUUCACCACCCUAGAGCGGCAGAGCAUCGUUCUUCACAUCCUACAUUCCCUCCGAGCGACCCACGAAGAGUCCAUAGAAGCCACAUCCUUCCGGGAAGGACAGGCCAUCAUACCCAAAUUCCAGUCCGACGGUACAAUUCACGGGAUCCUUCCGUUACACGAUUACAAGAAGCUGGAAGUGCUCCGGACCACGUGGGUGCAAACCUUCUUCCAGUAUCAACCAAUAGAGGCCAUCGAACAGUAUUUCGGUUCCAAAAUAGCCAUCUACUUCGCGUGGCUGGGACACUACACGACUGCCCUCACCAUUCCUGCUGUGAUUGGACUCAUCUUUUGGGUCUUCCUAUGGGGUCGCGAUCAGGCACUGGAGGACAAAGGCUUCGUGAUUUUCGCCUUCCUGAAUGUCGUGUGGGCCAGCACGUGGCUGGAAGCCUGGAAGCGUCGCAGUGCCGAGCUCGCUUAUUACUGGGGCACUCUGGAUUCCCAGGAAGAAACCUUGUCCGAACCCAGACCCCACUUCACGGGAGAACUCAGAGUUUCCACGGUGACGGGUCGGCUGGAGCCCGAGUACCCCGCUUGGAAGAGAAACCUGAUCCGGUAUCUCGUUACUCUGCCACUCAUUUGCGUCUCCCUGUUAGUGGUCUUCAUCGUUAUGCUUCUUAUCCUGCAACUCCAGGAUCUCUGCGAUGCCUUCAUCUCCGCUCAUGACUACAGCUUCUACCUAUCCUAUGCUCCAAAAAUCCUCAUGGCCUUGACAAUAUCUGCCUUCGAUGAAGGGUAUACCAAGGUGGCUGUUUGGUUAAAUGACCUUGAAAAUUACCGAGUCGAGGAUGCAUACCAGAAUCACUUAAUAACGAAGUUGGCAGUGUUUCGUUUCGUCAACUCCUUUUUGUCGUUGUUCUACAUCGCCUUCUACCUCCAAGACAUGGAGCGCCUAAAAGAGCAACUGGCGGCGCUUCUCCUCACCCGUCAAGUGGUGGGCAACAUCAAGGAGUCAUGCAUUCCUUACCUGCUCGAACAAUUCAAGUUAGCAAAGUUGAGCUUUGACCUUUACGGCGCCUUGUCUCCAUCGGAGGAAAAACAGCAGGACUGGCCUCAGGAGAAUCCGCCUCAACCUGCCGGAGAUUCACAGAUACAGGAGGAAGAUGAUGAUAAAGAUGAAUCCCCAACUGGCACAAAGGAGGAAGUAACUACUGACGAAGCCUCCCCGUCAGCAGUCGACGGACAAGGUCCCGCUACCGAAACUUAUCUGCCGAGAGGGUCCAGCAGAAACAGAAUCGUCAGUCAAGCCGAAGUUGAAUGCAAUAUGUCGCGGUAUGACGGGACAUUCGAGGACUACCUGGAGAUGUUCAUUCAGUUUGGUUACGUGACUCUCUUCUCCUCAGCCUUCCCUUUGGCCGCCACGUGUGCUUUCCUCAAUAACCUCAUUGAAAUCCGCUCAGAUGCCUUCAAAUUGUGCUGCGUCUUCCAGAGGCCUUUCGGCCACCGAGCCCAAAGCAUUGGCGUCUGGCAGGAUGCCAUGGAACUAAUGGGCGUGUUAGGAAUCAUGGUCAACUGUAUGCUGAUCGGAUUAUCUGGUCAGGUACACAGAAUGUUCCCUGAAAUGUCGACAGUCCAUACUAUCUUGCUUAUCAUUGUCCUUGAGCAUGCUAUGAUCGCCCUUAAGUAUGGAAUCAGCUACGCCAUUCCAGACAUUCCUGACUGGGUCGCUACAGAGAUGGCCAAAGUAGAAUUCCAGAGAAGGGAGGCACUGAGAAGGCUUUCUUCUUCAAAUUCGCCCCCAACACGUGAAGAUUCCCAACCUCCAUCGCCAAGCAGGUACUUGUUUGGGCAUUCAUUAACGUCAACAGAAUAUGUGGACCGAAGUGCCCAGACGGACAUUAUGUAUUGCAGAAGGAGAUCUUCAAAGGCUUCUCCAGCAGAAACCAUUGAUGAAGAUGAAGUUCUGUCGUCGAUUGACGCUGAAAACGAAGCGCGAGUCAUGCAAACAGAGAGUUCCAGUGAGGCAAGAUCAGGAGUCGACUUGGAUGAGAAGAGAGAAACUGAAAUGAAGUACCGUGAAGUUGAGAGCUUUGAAGGAGCAAAAGCCCGCCCCAUUGUUAAGCUGGGAAGGAGCAUUUCUGCUUGUGAGAGAGUGCGACAUCGAACUGCCAGAAUCAAUAGGAUCAUGAAUCAAGAGAGUGCUGAAUCAAAUGAUUCAGAGGAGGACCUGAUAGCCAAGCCUUUUGACAGUUUACCCUUACUUUCAGCCCCAGCAUCUCUUGACACUAAAAACAGACUCUUCAGAUUCUCUCCAGACAAUGAAAGGAUUACAGGACAGGUCAAAGUUAGAUCAAGACUACUAGAGAAGCCGGAAUAUGGUUAUAACCAAUUAACAGCACGCUCUGCAGAAUGUGUAUCAAACCCAUCAAGUGUCCUGAGGUAUUCAGAUGAUUCCAAAGGCCACAUAAGUGAGGAAGGAGAAGCUACUCCAGACAACAGUAUGAACAACAGUCGAACACCUACUCCAUCUAGUGAGGAGCGUAAGGAACCUACAACACCAAUGACUCCAGUGGAAGCAACCCCUUCACCUGCUAAAGAAGAUGCAAAACUUCCAGGUCUUCAGAGGAAGAAACCCCCAAUGAAAUUCCUCAAACGAGCCCAAAGUUUAUCUUAUGUCUUUAAACGUACUGGUAAACCAGAUAAACCAGAGAAGAGAAAGAAGAUUAUUCGUGAUGAUUAUGCAGCACUUCCUACCACCAUAGAACCCCAAGGAGAGAUGGCACUGGUACCACUGGAAAAAUUAGUAGCCAUAGAUGAUAUACAAAUGCAACCUUCUCUCUCCAGUUAUAAUGUCUACACUGAAUAGUGAUUCUCUUGGUUAUCGAUCAUCCUAACAUAUAGCUUUAGGCUUUGUGAUAGGUGGUUUUAGCAUAAGUGUAUCUGGACAAAGCUGUUUUUUUUCUGAAUUUGGAAUGUAGGAUUCUAGUGAAACCUUUUUGGUUUGGCCAAUAUGGUUAGUGCAAUUACAUAUCGUGCACAGUCGAUACAUCAUGCAUGAUUAAUUGUUAUGUCAUAUCUAAGUCCUAGAGAGAAAAAUAGGUGCGGCGGAAUUAUAUUGUUAAAUGUGUAAUAAAAAGCCUUUUAAAAUGAACUACGCUUGUGUUUGGUUGCUUGUGCGUAUGCGCUUAAGAUAUGUGUGGCCGCUGAAGUCAUGUGCACAUCACACAUCAAAUUAGUAUAGUGAUCACAUUGGUGCACACUAAUGUGCACAUGUAUCUAUGUGGUUGUAUUCCAAUCUACCUUUAACUCUAAUGCUUUCUACUUCAUUCAAGUUCUGGUAGUUGUGAUUUUGAUGGUGUGAGUGUGCACCUGUGUUGGACUUUAGUUGAAAGCAUGUGUGUGCAUGUGUGUGUGAUGAUGAUGAAAGGAUUUAUAUAUAUAUACAUAUAUACAUGAGAGACUCAGGGCAUGUAUGUGCAUAAUGGUAAUAAUAAUAUAUGCUCGUCGAUCUCUGCAAGAUAAACCAAUUAAUAAACAAACACUUUCAAGAACUUUAACUCUUCGAGCCUAAUUUCCAGAAAGCUGCUUGGGAAGGAGAAGCAAAAGCACAUUUGUUGAAAUAUUAGUAUAGGCUCACCUUAGUGGAGAUUACCCUUGACACUGUUCUACCUUCUUUCAAGUACCAGAAACUUGACUUGCUAUGGCUUCUAGUCUCACUCUGUGAUCUGGAAUUGGGCACCUAAUGUGUGACAACUAUAUCCACCUGAUUUCCGCCGUUUCUGUGCAGUUCACACUUAUCAUUCUUCAUUGCGAAGGCUUGUAGUUGUGUCUGAGACACUUGUGUUGCCUUACUGAUAAUUAUAUCUGCAUCACUUAGCUAUAUAACCCUAACUGGAGAUAAGCCUCCAAACAGGGACUCACUUGGUUCAUCAGGCUAAAGUCAUCAAAGCAUGCUUGGCUAAGCAAAAUCCCGAUCUCUGUCUGCUUGGCAAAUGUAGUUACCUUAACAGUCAGUAGGACACUUCAAGCUGCUAAGGACUCAACUCUUUACCUGUAAUUUCAAAACGUCCAAUUAUAUGAUACUGUUUGUGUCACUGUGCCAUGUGAGUUAAAGAUAUGACAAAGAAUCACGUGCUAAGGGUCCACCUUUCUGUUAUGCUUAACAUCACAGCCUAAAGUCUUAUGAGAUAAAAUAACAACUUUCAGUUAUGUUAGGUCUGAAUAGGUCAAGGUAAAAAAGUAAACCACUACAGAAAACACAAUCAAACUGAAUAUGCUUGUGGAUAUACUCACUAAUGUAAAACUGGACGAGGGACUGUUAAACUAACUUAUGGCUCAUGCUAUGGCUUAAUUCAUAGAAAAUUCAAACCUCUAAUAAACAAAAAACAAAAAAACAUUUGCCUGAAGAAAUGAAGGCAAGAGGACAAGGUAAAAAAACUGAUAAAUUGACAAAGGAGUAAAAUCCUUCUUUGUCAGAAGAAUGUAUAUCAUGUACAGUUGAUAAGGUACCUAGUUUUACAGAGUAAGCUUCAACUUAUUCUCAUUGAAACUGUAUUUUGACUGGUAAAAUAGUAAAAUAGAUGAAUGUUAUAAACUUGAUCCUCUCUCUGUGUAUACUCCUUUUGUCAAUUAUCCUGUUUAUAAUUACCUCUAAAUCAGUUUAUUCUCUAGCGCCAUUGAUAUGAAUCUUACAAUAUGUCAUCUCCUCAACAUUUUACUAAUUUUUAAAAAAAUUUGAUACUUAAUCUUUGAAUUUUUUUCGCUCCCUUCGUAAUUUUGUGUGAAUAUUCCAUAUACAUUAGAGUACUUAUUGUAAGCCAACUUAUAUGUUGAGUAGUGCACAUAGUACAUUAUGUUGACGAAGGUAGAGAGUGAAAGCUAUCUUUUGUAAAUGUUAAAUAAAGAAUGUUUAAAGGGAUUUUAAUGUAUUACGCCACUUGUGAACAUAGUAAUAAUUGAUUUAAAUGACUCUUACUACUCUGGCUGUAACCACUUAUCUGACACAGUGAAUCGAAUGGUACCAAGUAAUGCACGUUCACUUCACGGUAGACAACUUAAACCUACCACAUACCCUCAAAAACAGGGGAAAAAAGGCAAAGCUAAAAAAAGGCAAUUAUAGGAAAUUCGGGAUGGUCUAGUUUUCAUCUCAUUCUUACCUUCAAUAUUUUUAUUUUCAACUUUUUAUGGAUUACAAUAAAUGAUAUAUAUAACAUGAACAUUUAUGGUUAAAUAACAAAAAAAAAAAAACGGAAUACAGUUAUGUACAAAAAUAAAGAAAAUUGUAUAUUUUAGAGUUUAAUUUGAAAAUGAUCACAAUGAAAGGGAGGAUUCUUUGAGUAUUACCUCCGUUUAUACUCUUUUAUUUUGAAAGAAAUACGAAUCACUUGGUAAGAAUUUACCCUAUAUAUGAUUGCUUAUGAUGUAAAGGAAUCUAUAUAUAUGCAUUACAUAUAAAAAUAUAUGCAUUUGUUUAUGUUUGUGUAUACAUGCAAGUCUGUGUAUGCAUGUACAUAAACAGUAUAUAUACAACCAUGUACUAAAUAUACAUAUAUAUGCAGCAUAUAUCCACAAAUAUAUGCGCAUUUAUAUGUAUACAUAUAUAUACGCAUAUAUAACUGUUGACAAAAAAUAAAAAACCAGCAAUAAAAACAGAACAA